Molecule: messenger RNA, 5852 nt
Organism: Carya illinoinensis
Lineage: Eukaryota; Viridiplantae; Streptophyta; Magnoliopsida; Fagales; Juglandaceae
Exons: 4
Coding region: 378-5294 (1638 amino acids)
Cellular component (GO): nucleus
Molecular function (GO): chromatin binding
Source: RefSeq, a predicted model, not a curated record
UUCUGACGUCUCGUUUUCUCUCUCCUCUUUCUCUUCUCUUCUAUUCUCUCUAGAUCGACAGCCGGCUCGAUUUCGCUCUGUUUUUUUUUUUUUCUUUCCCUGGAUCUGAGGUUUGAUUCGAUCGAUUGGUUCGGACGGGAAAACUCUGGAAUCGGGAUCGAAUUGAGGUGCGGAUGAAUUAGGGAUUGGAGUUUUUUCGCGGAUGAAAUUUUGGGAGCUGGGGUUUUGGAUCGAUCUAGGGUUUUCUGGGACUGUGAAUUUGCGAGGAAUUGAUGUACGUGGAACUGGUGGCGUGCGAUUAGAGGUCUGGAAUUGAUGGUACUCGUGGUAAGGGUUGAAGGUGGGAUCGAAGGAGGGAUUGGGGAAAAUGCAAGGCUAUGCAUGGGCAGGCUGGUGACGAAAGGAAACGGAGUCGGCACAUGUGGACAGUCCCCACGCGUGUGAUCGUAGCUGCCACGGCUGAUGGUUCUUCUUCUUCGAAUUUGUCUUCAGCUAAUUCGUUUACCAAGGAUGGACGCGAGAUCAGUGUUGGCGACUGUGCUCUUUUCAAACCACCUCAGGAUUCCCCACCUUUCAUCGGAAUAAUUCGUUGGUUGAUUGCAGAUAAAGAGAACAAGAUAAAGUUAGGUGUGAAUUGGCUAUAUCGGCCUGCUGAAGUAAAGCUUGGCAAAGGCGUGCUGUUGGAGGCCACGCCAAACGAACUCUUUUAUUCUUUUCAUAAGGAUGAGAUUCCUGCUGAAUCGUUACUGCAUCCUUGUAAAGUUGCAUUCCUUCCCAAAGGCGUUGAACUUCCACCAGGGAUUUCGUCAUUUGUGUGUCGGCGGGUUUUUGACAUUACAAACAAGUGUUUAUGGUGGCUAACUGAUCAAGAUUACAUUAAUGAACGACAGGAAGAGGUAGAUCAGCUGUUAUAUAAGACGCAGAUGCAAAUGCAUGCAACAUUGCAACCAAGUGGCAGAUCUCCAAAGCCAAUGAGUGGUCCAACAUCAACAUCACAGUUGAAAGCUGGUUCAGAUAGUGUUCAGAACAGUGCCUCCUCUGUUCCUGCUCAAAGUAAGGGGAAAAAAAGGGAGCGUGGAGAUCAGGUAUCUGAACCUGUCAAACGAGAGCGUGCUACAAAAAUUGAUGAUGGGGAUUCUGGACAUAGUAGACUUGAAAACAAUUUAAAAUCAGAAAUUUUAAAAAUCACAGAAAAAGGAGGGCUUGUAGACUCUGAAGGGGUUGAGAGAUUGGUUCAACUCAUGCAACCUGAAAGAAAUGAGAAAAAAAUAGAUUUAAAUUGCCGGUCAAUGCUUGCUGGUGUUAUAGCAGCCACAGAUAAGUUUGAUUGCCUUAGUAGGUUUGUGCAGCUCAGGGGUCUGCUUGUAUUUGAUGAAUGGCUCCAAGAAGUUCAUAAGGGGAAGAUUGGUGAUGGUAGUAGCCCCAAGGAUGGUGAUAAAACUGUUGAGGAGUUUCUCCUGGUUUUGCUUCGUGCUCUUGAAAAGCUGCCUGUAAAUCUUCAGGCCUUACAAAUGUGCAACAUUGGAAAGUCUGUGAAUCAUUUGCGCACUCAGAAGAGCAUGGAAAUCCAGAAGAAAGCAAGGAGUUUGGUUGACACGUGGAAAAAACGUGUGGAGGCUGAAAUGAAUAUCAAUGAUGCAAGGUCUGGUUCAAAUCAGGCUGUUACCUGGCCUUCAAGACCGCGGCUUUCUGAAGUUUCCCAUGUUGGGAACAGACACUCAGGUGCAUCUACUGAUGCUGCAAUGAAGAGCUCGGUUACGCAGCUCUCUGCAUCCAAAACUACUUCAGUAAAGCUUGCCCAUGGGGAGAGUGCAAUUAGGUCUCCAUCUGCAUCUCCAGGUUCUUUGAAAUCAGUGCCAUCACCUGCACCUGUAAAUACUAACCUAAGAGAUGGCCAGGCUCGAAAUGCUGUUGGUGUAACCUCUGAUCUCCCUAUGACAACAGUGAGGGAUGAGAAAAGCAGCAGUUCUAGUCAGUCUCACAACAACAGUCAAUCAUGUUCUAGUGAUCAUGCUAAAACUGGGGGGCUUUCAGUGAAGGAGGAUGCUAGGAGUUCUACUGCUGGUUCAAUGAGUGGAAAUAAGAUCUCAGGUGGUUCUUCACGGUAUCGGAAAUCAGUCAAUGGAUUCCCUGGCUCUGCCGUAUCUGGGGUUCAAAGGGAAAUCACUUCAACCAAAACUUCCUUGCAUAAAAAUCCAGCUUCCGAGAAGCUAACACAGUCUGCAUUGUCAUCUGAGAAGACACUUGAUGGUCCUGCUGCUGAGGGUAGCAGUCACAAAUUGAUUGUUAAGAUUCCAAAUCGAAGCCGCAGUCCAGCACAAAGUGCCAGUGGAGGAUCAAUUGAGGACCCUUCAAUCAUGAAUAGCAGAGCUUCUUCUCCUGUACUUUCUGAAAAACAUGAUCAGUCUGAUCGUAAUCUGAAAGAGAAGAGUGAUGCUUAUCGAGCUAAUAUUACUUCAGAUGUGAAUACUGAAUCCUGGCAAAGUAACGACUUUAAGGAUGUACUGACGGGGUCUGAUGAGGGUGAUGGAUCCCCUGCGGCCAUUACUGAUGAAGAGCGUUGCAGGACUGGUGAAGACAGUAAAAAAAUGGCAGAAACUAAAGCUGCUUCCUCACCUUCAGGAGAACAUGAAUUAGGGAAUUUGCAGGAAGCUUCUUUGCGUUCUAUUAAUGCUUUAAUUGAAAGUUGUGUAAAGUACUCAGAAACUAAUGGCUCCAUGUCCAUUGGUGAUGAUGUUGGAAUGAACCUCCUUGCUAGUGUGGCAGCCGGUGAGAUGUCCAAGUCGGAUUUGGUUUCACCCUCUGAUUCUCCACAAAGAAACACACCUGCAGCUGAGCACUGCUGCACAGGCAGUGAUCCCAUGGUUAAAUCAUCUCAAGGAGAUGACCUUGCUAGAGCAGAUGACCUUGCUAGAGAAGAAAGCCAGUCCAAUGAUGGUGCUAAUGAUGAGCAUGAGAAGCAGGGUGUUAAUUCUGGUAAUCUUGAGCCCAAGGCUGGAGAAGGUAAUUCUGCCUAUUUGGUUUGUGAGGAGAAGCCUGUAAGAGAGUACCAUGGGCAUCUAAAUUCUUCUGGUAGGCAUAUGCAGCAAACUGCAGAGUCAUGUGUAGAAAUUGAUGAAAAAUCUACUGAAAUAACUGUAGCUACUUCAAUGGAUACUUCCCCUGUAAGCUCAACAGAGAAAGGUGUGGACAUUGAAGGAGGCCAACCACUUGAGGAGAAAAAGGCGGUUGGUGGGGUGGUUGUAGAUGCGACUCCAGAUAUUUUAGAAAAGACAAGUUGCACUUUGCUGAAGGAAGAAAAGUUGAAUGAUGAAGUUGUGUGUCUUGAGGUUGAGAUGGAAGCUGUUGAAGGGUUGGAUGGUGGUGUUCAGGCAGAGCAGAAGCCUCCUGCAUCCACAAUGCAUUCUGAAGAUGUGAAAGGAUGCAAUGAAGAAGUCAUGCUUCCUUCUGGUGGUGGGAAAGACGUGCUUUCAGAAAAUGUCAGUGAACUGAAGGCUGAAAAGAUUGAUGAAACAGAUGCGAGGAGUUUUGCGAGUCAGACUGACAAAGAAAGAAAUGAGCGGGACAGUAAUGCUCCUACAAGUCCGGAGAAUCGAAUUUCAGUUGGUUUGGUUCCCACUCAUACUGAUCAAGAUGGAGAGCAUGUGGGGGAGAAUUUGGAAAGCAAGGACGAUCUUGCGCAACAUGGGAGACCAGCUCCUCGCAUAGUUUCGUCUGCACUGACUGUGCAAGAAACAGAACAGCCUGAAAGCUCUUGGGGACCCAAGUGGACUGGCACAGAAGCAGAGGCAUGCACAACAACCAAUGGCAAUACAACUUCUAUCUCUGUCGCCGGGGUGUCAGACAUGGAUUCGAAAGUGGAAUUUGAUUUGAACGAAGGCUUCACUAUAGAUGAUGGGAAAUUUGGGGAACAGAAUGACUCACCAGCACCGGGAUGUUCCACUUCCAUUCGUUUGGUCAGCCCAUUACCUUUUUCUGUUUCUUCUGUGUCUAUUGGACUUCCUGCUUCAAUUACCAUCACUGCUGCUGCAAAGGGCCCCUUUGUUCCGCCAGAUGACCUACUGAGGAGUAAAGGGGAACUUGGUUGGAAGGGAUCAGCGGCCACCAGUGCCUUUCGGCCAGCUGAACCCAGGAAGGGCCCAGAACUGUCACAGGGCACUGCAAGCAUCUCCCUUCCUGAUGCCACAGCUGGCAAGCAGAGUCGCCCUCCUUUGGAUAUUGACUUGAAUGUACCGGAUGAGAGAAUCCUUGAGGAUCUGGCUUCACGAAAUUGCACUCAGGAGCCUGAUUCUUUAUCUCGGCAUCCAUUUAGUCAUGAAAUGGCACACGAACUACUGAUAGGUUCCAAUACUGUUCGUUGUUCUGGAGGACUUGAUCUUGAUUUGAACCGAGUUGAUGAUGCUUCUGAUAUAGGGAAUUACACAAGUAAUAGCUGUAGAGUUGAUGUUACACUUUUUCCAAUGAAAUCAUCAUCAGGCAGUGCUCUUAAUGGUGCAGCAAGUGGUCACAGGGACUUCGAUUUGAACAAUGGACCUGUAUCUGAUGAGGUGUGUGCUGAACCUUCACCAUUUAGCCAACAAGCAAGGAGUAGUCUGCCAUCCCAAACGCCGCUUUCUGGCCUUAGAAUGAACAAUUCAGAGAGAGGGAACUUCUCACCCUGGUUUCCUUCAGGAAGCACAUAUUCUGCUGUCACUAUUCCAUCAAUUAUACCUGAUAGAGGGGAGCAGCCUUUCCCAAUUGUUGCAGCUGGUGGGCCACAGAGGAUGUUGGGUCCCACUGGUGGCAGCAGUCCAUUUAGUCCUGAUGUCUACAGGGGGCCAGUGUUGUCAUCUGCUCCCGCGGUGCCCUUCCCCUCCAGUCAUUUUCAGUACCCUGUCUUCCCUUUUGGUACCAGCUUUCCACUGCCAUCGGCCACUUUUCCUGGUGGUUCAACAGCAUACGUGGACUCAUCAUCUGGAGGGAAGGUUUGCUUUCCUGCAGUCCGUACACACCUUUUAGGACCUGCUGGUGCUGUUUCAUCCCAAUUCCCUAGGCCUUAUGUUGUUAGCUUCCCUGAUGGUAGCAGUAACAGUAGUGGUGAGAGCAGUAGGCAAUGGGUAAGGCAGGGUUUCGACCUUAAUGCUGGGCCUGGAGGCGUAGAUGUGGAAGGGAGAGACGAGAUGACUUUUCCACUGAGGCACCUUUCUGUUUCCAGUGACGAGCAAGCAAGGAUGCUCCAAAUGACAGGUGGUGUUUUGAAGAGAAAGGAACCUGAGGGAGCUUGGGAUGGGUUUAAGCAAUCCUCGUGGCAGUAGGAAUGAGUAAUGGAACAAUCUAGUGAUCCAUGACAAGCUUUGCUAUGAGGAUGGGUGUUGGCUAAUCCCCAGAGGUCGUCACCUGACUUGUGUGCUUUUGGAGGAUGGGUGAGAAGUGAGUUACCUGAUGUUGUUCGUAGUCUCCUACUCCCAUCCUUUCGCUUUAUCAAAUUGUAUUUUAAAGGAAUCUAUCUGGGGUCCACCAGCUAUUUUUUCCUUGAAUUUGUUCUGGGUGGUUGCAGAUCAGGUUUCCUUUGUAGAUAUUUUAACUGUUGGAAAGCAUGCUGUCUGUGUUACCCAGACAUUCGAAAUUGGUGCAUUUCUGGUAUUCUUUGCAUCACCGAUAUAUUCCGUUGGACUCAAGGCAUCCCUUCUUUUUUGCCCUUCCCCAUAUGGAGGUUGGGUUGCUGAACUGCUUUUAAACCAACACCUUGUGAUUUUUUUGUUUACCCUUUUUUUUUCUUUUUUUCUUUUUUUCUUUUUUCUUUUUGCUUUUUUCUCUUUGCCUUUACUCUCUUCCUUCCAAUCACAUAUAUAUAAAAUUGACUGUUCACCGAA